AUGCAGAUGAACCAAAGGCAAUCCCUCGUAACGAUUUCAAAGCCAAGCUGCGCAUUACCGCAACAUUACAUUCCCAACAUGACAAGAAAUCAGACCGCUGGAAACCCUCCUUCUCCACAGGCUGCUAGUUUCAAGGGCCAUGCGGACAUUGCGGCGCUGCUGCAGCUACUCGGGGCGGACCCUAAUGCGCAGGGGUAUCAGUUCGGUAGUGUGUUGCAGGCUGCGUCGUUGCAGAAUCAUGUGGAAAUUGUACGGUUGUUGCUGGCUGGUGGGGCGGAUGUGCGGUUGAAGGGGGAAGCAUGGGACCGAGCUGGCAGCGGCGGAACAUAUGGGGCUUGGAGGGGUUGUGAGGGUGUUGGUGGAGAGUAG
This is a messenger RNA of Paracoccidioides lutzii Pb01, 369 nucleotides long. RefSeq lists its product as hypothetical. The coding region runs from base 1 to 369 and encodes 122 amino acids. The transcript is spliced from 2 exons. Gene Ontology annotation, molecular function: protein binding. The record is from RefSeq and is a predicted model, not a curated record.